Messenger RNA from Entelurus aequoreus (snake pipefish), 1667 nucleotides. Its product is annotated as ester hydrolase C11orf54 homolog. The coding region runs from base 228 to 1187 and encodes 319 amino acids. Gene Ontology annotation, molecular function: zinc ion binding; hydrolase activity, acting on ester bonds. The record is from RefSeq and is a predicted model, not a curated record. NCBI's taxonomy places the organism in Eukaryota, Metazoa, Chordata, Actinopteri, Syngnathiformes, Syngnathidae. Gene Ontology annotation, cellular component: nucleus. The transcript has 9 exons.
GCUGAAGCCGAGGUAGAAGAAGUAGUCAGUAGGUGAUGAGAAAGUGGACGAGCCCCAGACGUCUGUUUCUGUGUUGCAGGCAACGAAGCACUGACGAGACUGGGAACUCUCCUAACCUUGUUUACUCCUGGACUGUAUACACACGCAGAGGACCAUUGGAGGCGCAUAUUUGUGCACUUUUCCUGCCUUGCAGCCAAACUUGCACUUUGGUACAGUAAAGCACAGUCAUGUCAGCUAUUAGCAAAACUGAAAAGGUUCAGCUGCACGUCCCUGACCUGGAGGAACUAACUACUGUGUUAAAAAAAGGACUGGAAGAUAACUUUGCAGAAGUUACAGUGAGUGUUGUGGAAUGUCCCGACCUUACCAAGGAGCCCUUCUACUUUCCUGUUAAAGGUUUGUGUGGAAGUCCUCGGGUCACGGAUGUGGGAGGAGUACCCUACCUGGUACCUGUGGUUCAAAGGCAUAAGGAGUAUGACUUGAAUGCAAUAUCAAAGGAGGUGGAUCUACCAGGAGCGUUCUUUCUUGGGGCAGGAGCUGUUCCUUCCAGAGUCGUGGGAAUGAACGCAGAGCUGAUACCUCUAGUUCUAACUGAAGCAGAAGGAAGGCCUGCAGUGAACAGCAGCUACUUCUCCUCCAUCAAUCCAGCAGAUGGUCAGUGUCUGCAAGAAAGAUACAGCGACAAAUUCUCAGACUGUAACUUUGCUCUGCUCGGGAAUUUUUACGCUUGUGAGGGGAAGCCGGGAAAGGUCAUUAAGGUACAUGCCAAGAAGAGAACCGGAGACUACAGCAUAGUGACGGCCUUGAGAAAGACUCUGGAAGUGGAGUACCCUGAUAAAAGCCUUGCCCUGGGGGGCACCUUCAUCAUCCAGAAGGGGAAAGCCAACAUCCACAUCAUGCCCAGAGAGUUCUCCGGCUGUCCACUGGUCACCGAUGAAGCGGUCAACAACUGGCUGAAGCACUUUGAGGUGAACGCCCCCCUCAUCUGCCAGUCUGUGCUUGUAUCCAAGGACCCUGGACUGGACCUACGUGUGGAGCACACACACUGCUUCAGCCACCAUGGAGAAGGUGGCCACUACUACAUCGACACCACACCUGACAGUGUGGAGUACCUGGGCUACUUCAUGCCUGCGGAGUCUAUUUACCGCAUCGACAGACCUAAAGAGACACAUACAGUGGGAAGAGAUUAAAAACAAAAACUGAAACUCAACUACUACUUACAGUGCUAUUCAAUCACACAAUUACAAAAGUAUAGCACCACACAAAUAGCAGUUUUUGUAAAACUCAUCAUUUUGACUUUACAUAUUGAAAAUAAUUACAGAUAUUGAAUAAAGAUGUAUUUUCUCAUUCCUGCCAAAAUAGAAUGAUUAAUGACAAUUAUACCAAUCAAUUUGUCUAAAUCCCAUAUCGUCUAGCAGUUAAGCUUCCUGGCAUUAACCCAGGGGGCCUGGGUUUCACUCUACAUGUACAGGAACUAUUUUUUUUGUUCAUUUCUCUUGGAGAUGUAUAAAGCAUUCAUCUGUCUAAACAAGAAAGUCAAUAUUGCGCAAUAUUGUGUACAUAGACAAUAUUUAACCAAACUUGUGUAAAUAAACCUUUGUACUCAGCAAAAAACUUGAAUAAAAACAAAUUUUCUAGAAUAGGAAUUCAAUGAAAAUAAACUGGUCUGC